UUUGACUUUUUUCCUCAUGUUUUUGAGAGAAAUCAAAACAAUUUGCUCAGGGUUUAAAGUAUUAAAGUCUUGUGAUAGACAUCCAAAUGCAGCACAAGAAAAUUAUGUUGAUCCAGGUUUCAAAGAGUUAAGGAUUUAAUAAUUUCCUUAACUUUAAACAAAAAUGUAGUCUUAAGGGUUAUCAUUUAGAAUGACGUGUCAGAACCAGAAUAUUGCUAAACCAAGAUUAUUUUCUGUUUUCUUAGAUGUAUAUAUUUAUUUAAAAUGAGCUCUCUGUAGUGCUUUAAGUAAGCCUUUAUCACACCUUGUUACCUGAAACAUGACCCACAUUUACCCUGUAAUCCAGAGGUUAUACUGUGACAGAGAGGGAGACAAUGAAACACUAAAGAAACAAAGAGCGCACGUUUUAGCCUGAGAUUGAAAAGAGACGACAACAUGGUGUAAUCCCUUUGGCUAGAGUUGCUGACAGGGGAUAACCCUUUUAAAAUGGCCCCUCUCUCCUGUCCUGUCCCAUCCCCUGCCUCGUGCCCUCUGUUCGCCCCCCCUGCAGCCCCUGCCUGUCUUUCUCCACACUGACUGACUGAACUGUUACUAUGCCCAGAAAGACACCUGCUCUCACAAACACAGGAAACCAGCACCUGACCAACACUGAGGAACUUCACUAACCCCCAAAGCACUCACGUUUUGUCCUCGAGCAGGACAACACUUAAAAGAAAAGAGACGUACACUGAGACCAGACCAUCUACAGCCCAUCCACUGCAGCACCAAGAACCCAACCCAGUGCUGGUAUCAUGAUUGAGAGUGACAGAGAGCUGUCGGCCAUGGUGCAGGAGCUGUGGGACAACGAUGUCAACAGACUCAAACCUGGAAAAGACUACAGGAUCUCUCUGCAGGGCAAAGCUGGAAACACCAUGGCCAUCAACGACAACAAUGAUGGAGCAGGAUAUCCUCUGUUUACAUUUGUUGAUGAGAACAUUUUUAAAAAGGAGACUUUUUUAGCCUUUAUCUCCCUGUUGGAUAACUAUGUGAGUGACACUGGCGAGCCAGAAAUUGUAACCCCCGAGGAGGUGGCAGAGAACCACAAAUUCCUGGACUCCAUCAUUAAGACUCCCACUAUGAAGAUAGCUCAUAAAUAUCUGGUAGAGAAGCACCUCUCUCCACAGGACGAGACAAAAUUCAAGGAGCAGCUGUACAGGAUCUGGUUUGAACUUUAUGCGAGGAGAGGAUCCAGCAGGCCAGACUCCUCUGGGUUUGAACACGUGUUUGUUGGGGAGACGAGAGGAGGGCGGACUGUCAUCGGCUUUCACAACUGGAUCCAGCUCUACCUACAAGAGAAGCUGGGACACAUCGAUUACAAAGGCUACAGCGUCGAUGCAAAUUCACCUCAGCCUGAUGAGAACAAACACAUCCUGGCACUACAGUUCAGCUGGAAGGACGGUAUAAAACCCAAGGGCAGCAUCUUCAUCGGCGUCAGUCCUGAGUUUGAGUUCGCCCUCUACACUCUCUGUUUCCUCACCUCACCCAACGAGCGUGUCAAAGUCCAGUUCAGUUUCUACGACGUGGAGAUUGUUUGCCACCACUACAACCAAAAGCACAUAGGUACCACUUACCCUGUGCUCAUUAGGUACCGGAUACCUACGCAGUAACCAGACUAGAAAUCAAUCUGAGAUACAGGUUCAACUUCUGCAACACUUGAGCUUGCAUCCAAAUUGUUGCAGGUAUUGUUGUUGUCUUUUUAUUUUAGAUAAAGAUACAAUAAAACCUUACAAGACUCA
Molecule: messenger RNA, 1775 nt
Organism: Plectropomus leopardus (leopard coralgrouper)
Lineage: Eukaryota; Metazoa; Chordata; Actinopteri; Perciformes; Serranidae
Gene: endou2
Product: endonuclease, polyU-specific 2
Molecular function (GO): RNA endonuclease activity
Source: RefSeq, a predicted model, not a curated record